AUGACUAUGGGAGCCACACUAGUCGUCGCUGCUGCCCAGUCUCGUGGUUUCUUCGACAGCCGCCCUCGGAUGCGCAUACCGGCUUAUUUUCUUGCUUUCGUUUGUGGCUACCUUGGCGGCAAGAUAUCCUACAUUGGCAAAUGUAAACGCAUGUUUCUGGAGUUGGAUAACAGUCGAAUAAAGGAUAUGCUGUUGGGUAAUGCUGGUGGUACCCUGAACGGAUUCUCUGGUCGUGGACCUCUCGGUGAGGGACCAAUUGCCGUACAGACCCCUGUCGAUGAUGGUAAGCAACUCCAACAGCCAAUGACUUACGCCCAAAGGAGGGAAUACUUCCGCAAUCAUGUUGCUCCUAAUGGACCUCCGUAUCGACCAUCAUCACCACCACCAUCACAGGAUCCAGAACAAGCUUAUCGGGAUCCAUAUCUCAAACCGGAAGAUGCUCCGGCUCCCCCGGAUAACAAGGCCGACACGCGUCGCGAUGAUGCGCAAACACCAUAUGCGUACUUUGACCAGGAACGACCACUUAGCUCAUACUUUUCAGAGGAUGCUUAUCGCCCCAGGGAUUAA
This is a messenger RNA of Dibothriocephalus latus, 567 nucleotides long. NCBI's taxonomy places the organism in Eukaryota, Metazoa, Platyhelminthes, Cestoda, Diphyllobothriidea, Diphyllobothriidae. The record is from the annotation of a GenBank genome assembly.